Messenger RNA from Perkinsus marinus ATCC 50983, 435 nucleotides. RefSeq lists its product as hypothetical. The record is from RefSeq and is a predicted model, not a curated record. The transcript has 4 exons. The coding region runs from base 1 to 435 and encodes 144 amino acids. NCBI's taxonomy places the organism in Eukaryota, Perkinsozoa, Perkinsida, Perkinsidae.
AUGGCUAAUGACAUCUUCCUGAACACUGGCAACAGAGUUGUGGAGGAACUGAAGUGUGGAGUCUCUGUCCAUCACCACGACCGCCAGAGGAAGAGUCAGAAGAUCUCUUGGGGCUCUGGAAUGUCGAGUCCUGGAGAUGAAGCUCGUGUACUCCGCAUCGUGUGGUCUAGAUUGCUCCUCCACCUCGUUGUGACGACUAAGUUGAUAACGCAACAGAGAGCUUAUCAAGCACCAUCACGAGCUUGCGGAUGCAACGGUCAACGAAUAUUGUUGAAGUCAGGCAUAGCUGAGAUUAAGAUUCUCUCGACCUCUCUGUUUAGUACAAGAAGAUGGAAGUCUGAGUCCACGCACACUGCGACCCGUCCUUGCUCUAGUAAAGAUGACGUAUUCUCGAGAAGGGUCAAUUGGAGUAUCGAGGAGCUCAGUGUAGUCUAG